UGUCAGUGCGGGUCGGAGGAGGAAGCGGCAGCAGCGCAGAGCGGUGACUCGGCAGCAGCAGCGGCCGCGGCGGGGCCUGACACAGCCUCAUUGAUGUCCAGCUCGCCGUUGUCCAAGAAGCGUCGCGUGUCUGAAUCGGAGACGAAGACGGGUUCAAACUGCUCCUCUGGCAAAUCGGUACAGACUGAUCUGCGCGAAGCGCCUGCCAACGGUAUGGCCAAGAAUGGAAGCGAAAUAGACAUUGAUGAGGGUCUGUACUCCAGACAGCUAUACGUGUUGGGCCAUGAGGCCAUGAAACGAAUGCAAAAUGCCAACAUUCUGGUGUCCGGCUUGCGAGGACUAGGCGUGGAGAUUGCCAAGAACAUCAUCUUGGGUGGAGUGAAAUCUGUCACGAUCCAUGACCAGGGCGUGGCUGAGUGGUCUGACCUCUCAUCGCAGUUCUACCUGCGUGAGGAGGACCUGGGAAAGAAUCGUGCUGAUGUAUCCCAGCCACGAUUGGCUGAGCUUAACUCCUAUGUACCUGUUACAGCCUACACUGGGCCCCUGACUGAGGACUUCCUUAGCAACUUUCAGGUGAUUGUGCUCACCAACUGUCCGUUGGAGGAGCAGCUACGAAUUGGUGACUUCUGCCACAACCAAGAUAUCAAGCUGGUAGUGGCAGAUACAAAGGGACUCUUUGGCCAGUUGUUCUGUGACUUCGGUGAUGACAUGGUUGUGACAGACACCAACGGGGAGCAACCACUCAGCGCCAUGGUCUCCAUGAUUACCAAGGGGAGCCCUGGAGAGGUAACCUGUCUUGACGAGGCUCGGCAUGGCUUUGAGAGUGGGGACUUUGUUUCCUUCACUGAAGUUGAGGGCAUGAAGGAACUCAACAGCUCUGAUCCCAUGGAAAUCCGAGUGCUUGGCCCCUACACGUUCAGCAUUGGUGACACCUCCAGCUUGUCAGACUAUGUGCGUGGCGGCAUUGUCACCCAGGUCAAGAUGCCAAAGAAGAUUAGCUUUAAAUCUCUGCGUUCCUCUCUGGCAGAGCCAGAGUUCAUCAUCACUGAUUUUGGCAAGUUUGACCGACCAGCCCAGCUGCACCUGGGAUUCCAGGCCUUGCAUGAGUUCCGCAAGAAACACAGCCGUUUCCCAAAGCCCCGCAAUCAGGCAGAUGCUAGUGAGGUGCUAGCUUCGGUCAAGGAACUGAAUGAGCAAGCAACGCCCCUACUCAAACAAGAGCAGUUGAAUGAAGACAUCAUCAAAGAACUCGCCUUCCAAGCCACUGGAGACCUGGCACCUGUCAAUGCCUUCAUUGGGGGACUGGCUGCACAAGAAGUCAUGAAGGCCUGUUCAGGCAAAUUCAUGCCUAUCACUCAGUGGCUGUACUUUGAUGCACUGGAGUGCUUGCCUGAGGAAAACAAGGAUGCCCUGACUGAGGAGAAUUGCAGCCCUAAACUCUGUCGAUACGAUGGGCAGGUUGCUGUUUUUGGCAGUGACUUGCAAGCUAAGCUGGGUCAGCAGAAGUACUUUCUGGUUGGUGCUGGUGCCAUUGGCUGUGAGCUGCUGAAGAACUUUGCUAUGAUUGGUCUAGGGUGCGGGCCAGGUGGAAAAGUGGCUUUGACCGACAUGGACACCAUUGAGAAAUCGAAUCUCAACCGGCAGUUCCUCUUCCGGCCUUGGGAUGUUACGAAAAUGAAAUCUGAGACAGCAGCAGCGUCUGUAAAGGAAAUGAACCCAAACAUCCACAUUACAAGCUACCGAGACCGUGUGGGCCAAGAUACUGAGCGUGUUUAUGACGACGACUUCUUCGAGAGCCUUGAUGGAGUGGCCAAUGCCCUAGACAACGUGGAUGCUAGGAUGUACAUGGACCGUCGCUGUGUCUAUUACCGCAAGCCCCUGCUGGAAUCGGGGACAUUGGGGACCAAAGGGAACAUCCAGGUGGUGAUCCCCUUCCUUACAGAGUCCUAUAGCUCCAGCCAGGACCCACCGGAAAAAUCUAUUCCUAUCUGCACACUCAAGAACUUCCCCAAUGCUAUUGAGCACACCCUUCAGUGGGCCCGGGAUGAAUUUGAAGGCCUUUUCAAGCAGCCUGCAGAUAAUGUCAACCAGUACAUCACAGACGCCAAGUUCAUGGAGCGGACCCAGAAACUUCCAGGCACUCAACCUUUGGAGGUUUUGGAAGCUGUCUACAAGAGCUUGGUGACUGACCGGCCUAAGUUAUGGGCUGACUGUGUGGCCUGGGCAUGCAAUCAUUGGCACACCCAAUAUAGUAAUAAUAUUCGUCAGCUGCUGCACAACUUUCCCCCAAACCAGAAAACUAAUUCAGGAACUCUCUUCUGGUCGGGUCCAAAACGAUGCCCUCACGCUCUCACCUUUGAUAUCAACAGUCCCUUGCACAUGGAUUAUGUGGUGGCAGCUGCAAACCUGUUUGCACAAACAUAUGGCAUCACUGGCACCAGGGACAGGGCAGCUAUAGUGGAGGUGCUGCACCAGGUGCAAGUUCCAGAAUUCACUCCCAAGUCUGGCGUCCGCAUCCACAUCUCCGAUCAGGAGCUGCAGAACGCUAACGCCUCCGUUGAUGACAGCCGAUUAGAAGAACUGAAAUCCUCACUCCCAAGUCCCCAGCAACUGCAGGACUUCAGGAUGUUUCCUGUUGAUUUUGAAAAGGAUGAUGACACAAAUUUCCAUAUGGAUUUCAUUGUGGCUGCGUCCAACCUGCGAGCAGAGAACUAUGAGAUUCCUCUUGCUGAUCGGCACACGAGUAAGCUGAUUGCAGGGAAAAUCAUUCCUGCUAUUGCCACGACGACGGCAGCUGUAGUUGGCUUGGUGUGUCUGGAGUUGUACAAAGUAAUACAGGGCCACAAGCGGCUUGAGUCCUACAAGAAUGGCUUCCUCAACCUGGCAUUGCCUUUCUUUGGUUUCUCUGACCCCAUUUCUUGUCCCAAGAACAAAUAUUAUGACACUGAGUGGACUCUGUGGGACCGUUUUGAGGUGCAGGGUGUCCAAGCAGAUGGGCAGGAAAUGACACUGCGUGAAUUCCUGGCCUACUUUAAGGAGCAGCACAAUCUGGAGAUAACGAUGCUGUCCCAGGGAAUCUCCAUGCUUUACUCAUUCUUCAUGCAGCCAGCCAAGCUGAGGGAGCGCCAUGACCAGCCGAUGACUGAGAUUGUCACCAGAGUCUCAAAGAAGAAGAUUGGCCGCCAUGUGAAAGCCCUGGUCUUUGAGCUGUGCUGCAAUGACGAGAGUGGGGAUGACACAGAGGUGCCCUACGUACGCUACACGAUCCGCUAGCGGUUCCCUUGCUAGCACCGCCCAUCUGCCUGCCACGGACUGUUAGUGCGGGGGAGGGUCCGCCUCCCUCCUCCACCCGUCACAGUUAAAGUGACUCAAAACAUGAAAUAACUUUUGUACCCCUUUAGGAUUUGUUUUCUUUCAUUUUUGUGUCCAACGGGGCCCGGGGGGAAAACCUCCACUCCUGUGGCCUUCCCCCCACCCACCCAUAGUCCUUGCAGUUAUGUCAUGUUAUUGAGGCGCCUUAACCCCCACCUCCCAUCCUGUCCUCAUCCUGUUAAUGUUAGUCGUGUUGUGUUUUGGCUCUGCACCACCUCCUCCCCUCCCCCUCCAUCACUCACUGGUGGGAGAGGCUGCUGCUCCCUCUCUCAUCCUAUUCUGGGGAUGGGGCUUGUAACAGGAAACGCCCCCUUGUCUUCUGAGCACCCGGAGGCCUUGCCCUAGCUGGCUUUGGAGGGGAGAGGAGCUGAGUGGGUGGAGGGCGUAGGUCAGAACUGGUAAGAGAAGUAAAUGAGUCAAUAAACGUUUGCAAAAGCCAA
Messenger RNA from Elgaria multicarinata webbii, 3812 nucleotides. RefSeq names its product ubiquitin like modifier activating enzyme 1 (gene UBA1). Gene Ontology annotation, molecular function: ubiquitin activating enzyme activity. Gene Ontology annotation, cellular component: nucleus; cytoplasm. The record is from RefSeq and is a predicted model, not a curated record. Bases 94 to 3273 code for a protein of 1059 amino acids. Gene Ontology annotation, biological process: ubiquitin-dependent protein catabolic process; DNA damage response; protein ubiquitination. NCBI's taxonomy places the organism in Eukaryota, Metazoa, Chordata, Lepidosauria, Squamata, Anguidae. The transcript is spliced from 26 exons.